Molecule: messenger RNA, 738 nt
Organism: Pogonomyrmex barbatus (red harvester ant)
Lineage: Eukaryota; Metazoa; Arthropoda; Insecta; Hymenoptera; Formicidae
Gene: Ndfip
Product: Nedd4 family interacting protein
Biological process (GO): ubiquitin-dependent protein catabolic process; vacuolar transport; positive regulation of protein ubiquitination
Cellular component (GO): perinuclear region of cytoplasm; endoplasmic reticulum; Golgi apparatus
Molecular function (GO): WW domain binding
Source: RefSeq, a predicted model, not a curated record
AUGGACAGUAACGCUUGUCACAACACGCCGCCUCAACCGAGUGCGGACACCGGUGGCGAGACGUCAAAUCAAAACGACGUUCCCACGGUCACCGUGGCGAUGCCGUUCAUGCAGGUCGACAUGCUUGGUCACUCCGGAGCAUCCACCUGUGCUGGCGCGCAAGCUACAACGACAAAUCGAAUGACCGAAGGAGAGGAAAUUCCACCUCCGAAACCAGACUUCUCUGCGCCACCCCCUUAUGAAGUAGCUACCAAAUUACCCAGUUAUGAAGAAGUCCAGCGUGAAAAGACUUUACAGGGCGAGCCACAGCCUCAAGUACACAUGUCAGGAAAUAUUAGACCUCCACAACAGCCUCUGACAAUAUUGGCUAUAGACACUGAAGCUGCAGAGGGAGAUCCGGAAAGCGGGCUACUUGGCACUGAUUUUAUGUUCUUCACAGCGUUUCUCGUUGCAUUUCUAUUCAACUGGAUUGGAUUUUUGUUAUUAAUGUGUUUCUGUCACACUAUCGCCUCUCGUUACGGUGCAUUAGCCGGUUUCGGAUUAUCUCUGACAAAGUGGACGCUCAUUGUUAAACAUUCGACCGAUUUGGCUUCACGAGAGAACUCAUGGUUGUGGUGGUUGAUAAUGGCAUUCGGAGUUCUAAUUUGUGUACGUGCCAUUAUUCAAUAUCUAAAUAUCAAACGUGGUUGGAGAUUAUUAUCCGGAAGCGCACAGGAACGUCUACUUUUUUUCUAUUAA